Messenger RNA from Oikopleura dioica, 318 nucleotides. NCBI's taxonomy places the organism in Eukaryota, Metazoa, Chordata, Appendicularia, Copelata, Oikopleuridae. The record is from the annotation of a GenBank genome assembly.
AUGCCUGCUCAGCUAAGUGGACUUGGUAAUGCCGAUGUCCGAAAGAAAUGGUACUUUUACAACCUUUUCGACAAGCCAAUAGAUCGUGAACCAUUCAGCAACAUCGUCACUUGCUACAUCUCCCGCCCGCAUCAGAAGACGAUCGCGAUUUGGAUCAUGUUCAUUACUGGCUUGAUCACAGUUUUCAUCGGACUAAUUGAGUUUUUCCAGCAAGUGCCGAAGAUCGGCGCCGCCUGGAGUGCGAGACACGACGAUAUCACGAAAAAGUACAAAGUUGAACAAAUGAGCUCUGAGCAGAUUCGACUGAUUUCUAUGUAA